Molecule: messenger RNA, 945 nt
Organism: Guillardia theta CCMP2712
Lineage: Eukaryota; Cryptophyceae; Pyrenomonadales; Geminigeraceae
Exons: 2
Coding region: 1-945 (314 amino acids)
Biological process (GO): protein processing
Cellular component (GO): plasma membrane
Molecular function (GO): metalloendopeptidase activity
Source: RefSeq, a predicted model, not a curated record
AUGGACAUUCGAUCACGUCAAAGUUUUUGGGUUAGAGUUGUUUGUACAGCCAUCCUUUUUGUUGUAGCAGUUUGCUUCGUUAUUUGCAAUAAUGCAGAAAAGCGUAGCACGAUAUCAAACCUUAUCUCAACAGUGUACACCAAUGGUGAACUGGUAAGAGACAAUGAUCUGGACGCGACAUUCAUCUCAAAAAUUCGAGGGGAAGUUUUGAGCAUAGCUCCGUACAAGGAAGGGGCCAUAAACUUCUCAGCAGACCCCUGCGACAAUUUUUACGAAUUUGCAUGUGGACAAUGGAUCGAAAACACUUCUAUCCCGAAAGAAAAGGCUUCAAUCUCCAUGAUCUGGGACGCAGCAGAGGAUGAGAUUGUGCGAGAGAUGAACGACCUGAUGACGUCUGAUGGUCAUGAUGGUGACGAUGCCCAGAGACGCCUAAGAGCUUAUUACAAGGCUUGUAUGAAUGUCUCCUUGCUCGAUUCUCUAGGCGUGGAUCCGUUGCGAUUUCUCUUGAACCUGGCAGAUAGCAUUCAGAGUGUACAAGACGUGCGAGAAGUUAUAUCUAUCCUUCAAGCUUGGAACUUCGACACCUUGAUUUCAUUGAGUGUCGAACCAGAUUCGGCAAACCAUUCGAGAUACGCUUUACUAAUCCGCUCUAGUGGCCUCAGUCUACCUGACUUCUCUUGGUAUGAAGUGAUUCCAGGUUCGCCUUUACAGACGCCAAACAAUUCACAACCAGACGCCGCAUGGAAAUUGCAAGUGAUUCAAACACUGGCUAACGACAUCAAGAGGAUGAACAUGCUUGCGGGCUACAGCGAAAACGAAGCUGAACAAGCCGUCAAAGAUACCUUCGAGAUUGAGUUGCAAUUAGCCAGCAUCCUUUCGAAGGAACCGUUUGGUAACAUUUUCCUGAUAAUUCUACACAAUCGUUCACUUGACUCCACUGGGUGA